Molecule: messenger RNA, 2411 nt
Organism: Zingiber officinale
Lineage: Eukaryota; Viridiplantae; Streptophyta; Magnoliopsida; Zingiberales; Zingiberaceae
Product: kinesin-like protein KIN-14O
Exons: 10
Coding region: 330-2090 (586 amino acids)
Biological process (GO): microtubule-based movement
Molecular function (GO): microtubule motor activity; microtubule binding; ATP binding
Source: RefSeq, a predicted model, not a curated record
AAAAUGCAUGUGCCCACUCACAGGUCACACCUGUCUCCGUGUCGCUGCUAAUCUCUAGGGUUGUUGGGAAUUAUAGAAAAUAUACUCCCAUGAGAGAGUGGAAAAGACUGUCUUUGAUCGUCUGUUUGUGUUAUUGGACUCACUCCAUAGUGGCUAAUUAAUUCCCCUGUUUCUCACCUGGAAGUGGAGCGAAAAAAAAAAGACUUUUUUAUCUUAGAUUUCAGCAGCAGAUGCGUGGAUCAGAAGACGUUAAGUAGAUAGAUCCUUUUGCUGGUUCCCAUUUGAUCUGCGAGGUGCGUCUGUUUCAGUUCGAUCUUGACUUGGGGGAGAUGGUGCUGCAGCUGGAAAACUUCGGCUUGGAUACUUCGUCGCCGUCCGUGGUUUACAUGGACGUCAACGUUGUGCCUGAGCACGACGGCGAGGCAUUAUUGGCUUCCACGAUCUCCGCCUUGCAAGCUGAGGUGAAGGAGUUGUUGGCGAAGCAGAUCUUUCUUGAUGCUAAGCGUCGAGAGGCGUUGAAUAGAAUCUUAGAUAUCAAAGGAAGCAUCAGAGUCUUCUGCAGGGUGAAGUUAAGGAAUGAGAAGAAGGCAUUGCCCAUCUCCAUUGAAGCAGACAAGAUCACCGUUAGACCCCUUGGAACCUGCAAAGACUGCAUUGUGGAUCGUGUCUUCCCUCCGGAGUCAACACAAGAUGAUGUGUUCCAAGAAGUGCGACCAAUCCUCAGAUCCGCGCUGGAUGGCCACAAUGUUUGCGUCUUGGCAUAUGGCCAAACUGGAACUGGGAAAACUCACACCAUGGAAGGAAGAAAUGGGCAACAAGGAAUCGUUCCUCGAGCAAUCGAAGAGCUCUUUCACCAGAUUUCUCAAGAUAAAUCUGCAAAGUUCAGACUGUCCAUGAGUAUGCUGGAGGUUUACAUGGGAAGUCUCAGAGAUUUGUUUGUUCAUAGACCUUAUUCUUCAGCUAGAUCAACAUAUUUGAUCCCUAAAAGUAACCUCAGCAUCCUCAGCGGUGCCGAUGGCACCAUUGAGAUUGAAGGACUCAUGGAUGUGCCAAUGAGCGACGCAAAACAGGCCUACCGAUGGUAUGCAAGAGGGAAACACGCACGCUCGACAUCCUGGACACAUGUUAAUGAUGCCUCAAGCAGAUCUCAUUGCUUGACUAGAAUUACCAUCUGCCGGUUGAGUAACGAUACCGCAAAAGGUGCUGUUGAGCAAGUAAGCAAGCUUUGGCUGGUGGAUCUAGGUGGAAGUGAGCGUUUGCUGAAAACAGGAGCCAAAGGACAAACACUUGAUGAAGGGCGAUCUAUCAAUUUAUCUUUAUCAGCCCUUGGUGAUGUUAUUGCUGCACUGAGAAUGAAGCGCAAUCACAUUCCUUAUAGGAACAGUAAGGUUACUCAGAUUCUGAGUGACUCAUUAGGUGAUGGUUCCAAGGUUUUGAUGAUAGUACAUAUCAGUGCCAGUGAGGAAGAUAUAGGAGAGACUAUUUGCUCUCUUACAUUUGCCAAAAGAGUUAGAGCAGUAGAUUCCAGUAGAGAGCUUUCAGAGGAAUCCAAGAAGAGAAAGGAGCAGUGCAUCAACGAGCUCGAGCAGCAGAUACAAGAAUCCGAGGACGAGCUCAAGAAGGUGAGAAGCCAAAUUGAGAAGACCGAGAGAUUGAUCAGAGAAAAAACCAAGCUCCACCAAGUUCCUUCUGACAUGAACAAUGGAUCACCAAGGAGCACUCUAAUUCUCGACGUCGAAGAAGAGAAGCCAAUCCAAAGAUCGCAAACUCGAGCUGCUCCGGGCUUCAUGUCCUCCACCGAGUGCAGCAGGCAGAGGCAGAAGUUAGCAGUGUCGACGACCAAAUGGAGGUCAAUGAGUGCAUCAACCAGGAAGCCACUGGAUUUCCUGGGACCGCAAACUCUGAGCUUCUCCUCGUUGCCAAAGAAGAGAAACAUGGCAUGUAAACCUAGUGAUCACUUGAACAUGAGCCAAAACAGCAUUGAUUCCAGGGGAUCAACAGCAUCAAGAGCCAAGAAGGUUUCGAAUUCUAAUCCUAAUUUGAUGGUCGCGUUGCAUAAGCACAGAAGAAGGAUGUCUGCCCUGCUCUAGCAAAGCAAAUUUCUUGGAGAGCAUUCUUUGUACAGAACUGACAUAUUGGGACUUGAGUUUAGUUUUUUUCCUUUCACCGCCCCCCUUUCUCUUUUGAGGGAUAGGCGUUGCCAAUUACUGGUUGGUUUUUUUGGUUUUUUCUUUGUAGUUCUGAAAACUAAUUUAUCUUGAUGUUUUGAGUUUGGAACAGAGAAGGGGCUUGUUGUAGAAGGUGUGCCGUUUUCCCCUGUCAAAGCUGUUCUUGGAUUUGUGAAGCUUGUAAAUUGCUAUAACUAUUGAAGCUUGUAAUCCUUUCUUUAUAAGUUAAUAAGUUUGAAUAAA